Messenger RNA from Colletotrichum phormii, 243 nucleotides. RefSeq lists its product as uncharacterized. The annotation marks the transcript as partial. NCBI's taxonomy places the organism in Eukaryota, Fungi, Ascomycota, Sordariomycetes, Glomerellales, Glomerellaceae. The record is from RefSeq and is a predicted model, not a curated record. The transcript has a single exon.
GAGCCGUUUAUCUUUUAUGAAGAGUAUGCACUCGCUAUUUGUAAAACAUGUCAGUUUGCUGUGGUUAGUGACGAGUUAGCCACCCACCUACGGACACGCCACCGCCAUAUCCCACCGUCGACCCGUAGUAGCAUCGUCAAGGCCAUCUCUAGUAUAAUGGGCAUACGUACGAACCAGGCCAGUCUUGCGCAGCUGCAGUAUCCCGACCCAUCAAUAGCCCCAUCGACCAUCUUGCCGACCUAC